Closterium sp. Yama58-4 is the source of this 969-nucleotide messenger RNA. NCBI's taxonomy places the organism in Eukaryota, Viridiplantae, Streptophyta, Zygnematophyceae, Desmidiales, Closteriaceae. The record is from the annotation of a GenBank genome assembly.
AUGCAGGAGGAACUGCCACACACACUUCACACGCCUCAUUCCAUAUCACUCCCUCCUCCUGCUCUCUCCGCCCCUCCCCUCCGCAUCCGGCAGGUCAUCGAGCUAACAGAGGACCUGCUGAGUGCAGCGGAGCAGCAGACACAGGAGGAGCUGCCACCAGAUGCAGCAGCAGCAGCAGCAGCAGCAGCAGGUGCUGCUGCUGCUGGCACCCCGUUCAUCCCUCUGGCGUUCGUGCCCGCCACUUCUGCUGCUGUACGAGCGAGCGUGCUUUCAGUGCAUCUCAACCUCCAGAUGCAUUUCAUUCAUCACCUUUUCGUGGAUUACACAGAACAAAUCAUAGUGCAGGCGGCUUGGGGUGUGACAGCCGGCACUGCUGCUGGCGGCAUUCGCAGCUCCGAGUGGCUUGACGGUGUGGUGGACAGUGUAACCACGGGGGGCUAUGUGGUGCGUGAUGCAGGCGGGCAGAUGCAUGAGGUGCGAGAAACAAGAGUACGGCGGGUGGAGGAGAGCGAAGAAGAUGCAAGGAAGCGAGCACAGGAGGCGUUGGCAGCCGUGGAGAGAGAGGCAGAUGAGACGAGGAGAGCACUCAAGCGGAAGAUGGAGGAAGCUUCCAGGACUGAGCUGGUGAAGAAGGAGGUUCCGCAGAAGCUGAGGAUCAAACCGGAGGACUCGGAGGACGUGAGAGCGGAGAAGAAGCGGAAGAUUCACGCGUUCAAGUCGAAGCAGCGCAUGGAGAUGCUGGAGGUGAUGACCAACAAGAAGCAGAACACGUGGCAGCAGUUCCAAACCAAGGGCAUCAAGAAAAAGGCGGGGUUUCUGACAGGCCGCAAGAAGGAGAGCAUUUUCAAAUCACCAGAGGAUGUGGGGGGCAAGGUGGGGGUGGUGGGGAGCGGGCAGGGCAUGACAGGCUUUCAGAAGAGAGACAAGAACCUCAACCUGCGCACACAGGGCCAGGCAGAGGACGAGUAG